AUGAAGGGCGUCCCCAUCGUCGCCGUCUGUGGCGGCGCCGCGGCCGCGCACGCGAUCGCCAUCGCGGAGGACGGCCGCGUCUUCGCGUGGGGUCGAAACGAGAACGGGCAGCUCGGGCUCGGCGACACCGUCGACCGCGGGAUCCCCACGGUGAUCAAAGAGCUGCAGGAUAAGGGCGCGAAAGCGAUCGACGGCGCGUGCGGGAAGCAUCACACCGUGAUCCUGUGCGAGGGCGGCGUGACGUACGCCUUCGGCAGCAACAAGCACGGACAGCUCGGGAUCGGGACGAUCGCGAGAAAGGCGCGCGAGGACGACGUUCGGACCACGCCGGUGCAGACGCAAGUCGCGAACGCGACCGCGGUGGCGUGCGGCGGCGAAUUCACGAUGUGGAUCGCGGGCGAGAACGGCGCGCUGUACUCCGCGGGGUUGCCGCAGUACGGUCAACUCGGGCACGGCUCGGAUCACGAGUACAACAUGAAGGAAGGGAGCGUGAAGCUCGCGUACCAGCCGCAGCCGAGCCCUCGCGCGAUCGCGGCUCUGAGCGAUAAGAAGAUCAUCAGGGUCGCGUGCGGGCACAACCACACGAUCUGCGUGGACUCCGUGGGGAAAGUGUACACGUGGGGGUUCGGCGGGUACGGACGGUUGGGGCACAAGGUGCAGAAGGACGAGUUCGCGCCGAAGCAGGUGGAGGUCCAGGGCGGGGAUCGUAACCUGUGCCCGCCCGACUGCGUCGUCGCCGCGGGCAGCGUCACGUCGUGGUUCACCGCGCUCAUGGGUCAGAUGUACUGCUUCGGAAAACUGAAGACGAACGGGGACAACACGAUGUACCCGAUUCCGUUUUUGGAUUUACAAGGCUGGAACUUGCGAUCCGUGGCGUGCGGCGCGACGACGUUCGCCGCGUGCGGCGAGAGAGAGGCGAUCACGUGGGGCCAGGGCGGCGGCAACGGCGAGCUCGGGUACGGCGCGUCCGGCCCAAAGUCCAGCGCGAACCCGAAGCUCGUGGACUCGUUAUCCGGGAAGAUGGUGCACCGCGUGAGGCGCGUUCUAUCUCACACUGGUCCCCGUACGACCGCGUCGGCGUGGUGA
Molecule: messenger RNA, 1086 nt
Organism: Micromonas pusilla CCMP1545
Lineage: Eukaryota; Viridiplantae; Chlorophyta; Mamiellophyceae; Mamiellales; Mamiellaceae
Exons: 3
Coding region: 1-1086 (361 amino acids)
Biological process (GO): negative regulation of GTPase activity
Cellular component (GO): membrane
Molecular function (GO): small GTPase binding
Source: RefSeq, a predicted model, not a curated record